AUGACACAUGGACCUCUACAUUAUGAUAACGAACGAUUAAGCUCUCUUUUGUACAACCCAAUUGAUAAUUCGUCUGUCUCUAAUCAGUUUUUCUUUAAUGAGUUAGAUCCAGAUCAACAGUUUACUUUUUCUCCUCCUCCUAGUAAUUAUUAUACUGAGGAUGAAAUUAAUGCUAAGCUAACUAAUAGUUCAAAUUCUCCUCGCUUCUCUGUAUUUCAUAUUAAUACACGAAGCCUAAUCGGUCAUUUAGAUAAAUUUAAAUUCCUGCUUAGUCAUUUGCAAAAUCCAUUUUCUGCCAUAUGCGUAUCGGAAACCUGGCUAACUGAGCUUACGUCGGACCAGGUGGAAAUACCUGGAUAUAAAUUUAUUUCGAACCACCGCGAUAGCAAGUCCGCCGGUGGAGCAGGUCUUUAUUUACUUGACGAUUUAGAAUACAAAUUAUGCCGCGAUUGUAAUUAUUCUGAACCUGAAGUGAUCGAAACUCUUUUGUUGAAAUUAACAUUCCCAAUGGGAAAAAUAUUAUAGUUGGUACUGUUUAUCGUCCGCCUAAUUAUAACACUCAGGACUUUUUGGAAAAAUUUAAUGAGAUUCUUGCUAAAAUAACUAGAAAUGACAAAUAUUGUUAUUUGGGUGGAGACUACAAUAUAGAUCUGUUUCACUAUUCCGAUCAUGCCCCUACUCAAGAAUUUGUUGAUAGUCUAUUUUCCCAUAUGUUCAUUCCUCUAAUCAAUAGACCGACUCGGAUCACUGCUCAUUCGGCCACACUUAUUGAUAAUAUAUUCACGAAUAAUGUAAGGUGUAAACAUUUCAAUGGUAUUGUUAUUAAUGAUAUUUCUGACCAUCUACCGGUUUUUGUUUAUGAAGUGGAUGAGACAGAAAUAGCGUCGAAAAAUAGCCAAACUAAAUAUCUCACUAAAAGAGAUUUUUCAGAAAGAAAUAAGAGCAAUUUUCGGCUCUCUCUUUCUCGUGUUAAUUGGAAUUUACGUUUCGAUGAAAGCGAUACUAAUGAAUGUUAUAAUAGUUUUGUGAGUGAGUAUGUUCGAUUAUACAAUGAAAGCUUUCCAUUAAAAACGAUAAAACUUAAAACAAAGAAAGUAAUGCGCUCCCCUUGGAUAACGCAAUCUCUGCUUGUUUCUAUCAGGAAAAAAGAUAAACUCUAUAAGCAGUUCAUUAAUUCUAGGGACUCAACUACUGAGUUAAAAUACAAACGCUAUCGGAACAAACUGAAUCAUCUUAUAAAAAUUGCUAAACGAAAGUACUAUGAUACAAAAUUUGAGAAGGCUAAAAAUAACCUGAAAGAAACUUGGAAACUAAUCAAUGAUGUAAUCAACAAACCGAGCAGAAAAGCAGCUCUGCCAAAUUCCUUUUUCUCUGAUGGAAAACUGUUAAAUGAUCCACAAGAAAUAGCUAAUUGCUUUUGUAAGUUCUUCACCAACAUAGGUCCGAAUUUAGCAAGGAAAAUUCCAGACACACAAGUAUCUUUUCGUAGUUUUCUUGGCGUUUCUGUUAAUGAGUCGCUUAUCUUAAAUCCAACUAAUAUUUCGGAACUAAAUCAAAUAUGCAACUCUUUUAAAUCUGGAAAGUCGCCUGGAUAUGAUAACGUUUCAAUGGAUAUAAUAAAAAGCACCUUUGAUCUCAUUUCUCAGCCUUUGGCCAAUGUAAUCAAUUUGUCUCUUAUUAAAGGAGUAUUUCCUGAUGAAUUGAAAAUUGCUAAACUGAUUCCGGUAUUUAAAGCUGGUGAUUCCCAGUAUUUCACUAACUACCGUCCAAUUUCGCUUCUUUUUCUAAUUUUUCUAAAUUCUUUGAAAGAGUUAUGCACAAUCGUAUUACAAAUUUUUUAGAUCGUUUAGAUAUCUUAUACUGUUGCCAAUUUGGAUUUCGUAAAAAUAUUCUACAGCGCUGUCUUUAAUUCAUCUUAUUAAUAAAAUUGCAACUGCUAUUGACAGAAGCGAAUAUACAGUUGGCAUAUUCUUAGACUUAUCAAAAGCAUUUGAUACUUUAGACCAUCAAAUACUCUUGUCUAAGCUUGAGCAUUAUGGGAUUCAUGGGCUAGCACUUAGCUGGUUGAAAAGCUAUUUGUCAAAUCGCGUGCAGUUCGUCCAGUACAAAGAGACUUGUUCUAUUAGGCUGACUCUGAGCUGUGGAGUCCCUCAAGGUUCUAUAUUAGGACCAUUAUUGUUUGUUUUGUAUAUCAAUGACCUCCCUUGUGCUACUCGUCUUGCUGAAACUAUGCUUUUUGCAGAUGAUACUAGUGUGUUUUAUUCUAAUCCCGAUUUAAAUUGUGCUAUUUCUGCCGUAAAUAAUGAUUUAUCUCAAAUUGAUCUUUUUAUGAAAGCAAAUAAGCUCUCUGUUAACAUAACGAAAACUAAUUAUAUCAUUUUUUGCAGCAAGGCAAAAACCAGUCGGCUUCCCAAUAAAUCCUGUCUUGUACGAUGAGGUUUUAUUAAAACAAGUAAAGGUAGUUAAAUUUUUUAGGGUUUUUAUCGACGAGCAUCUAACGUGGAAGCCGCAUAUUACUUAUAUAUGUAAGAAAAUUUCAAAAUCUAUUGGCGUCAUGUUUAGGUCUCGUUUCUUUCUUUCUGAAACAACAAAAAGUCUCUUUAUUAUACCUUAAUUUAUCCUUAUUUAACAUAUUGUACCACAGUUUGGUCCUCCACUUAUGUAACAAACCUUAAUAGAAUUUUUUCUUCUACAAAAGCGAGCAGUACGAAUUAUUACAAAUGCAGAUUUUCGCGCGUACUCUGAACCAUUAUUUUUCCGUUUAAAGAUUUUGGACAUAUACAACAUUAAUUCAUUCUAUACUGCACAAUUUAUGUUUUCAUAUUAUCAUCAAUUACUGCCACCGCUUUUUUUUUCGAACCUUUUUGUUACUAGUAGCAAUAUUCAUAAUUAUAAUACUAGAAGUUCCUCGCAUUUCCGUUCUCAUGCCUGCCGAACUAACACCAAACAAUUUUCUAUUUUGUUCCAAGGCCCAAAAAUUUGGAAUUCUUUACCAAACUCAGUCACUUCGAUUUUUACAUUGCAAUCGUUUAAAACGAAAGUUUUUGAUUUUCUACUAUAUCGAUAAUGCGUCUUGUACUGUCCGUUGUUGUGUGUUGUUAUAG
Molecule: messenger RNA, 3104 nt
Organism: Porites lobata
Lineage: Eukaryota; Metazoa; Cnidaria; Anthozoa; Scleractinia; Poritidae
Source: the annotation of a GenBank genome assembly